Megalobrama amblycephala (Wuchang bream) is the source of this 10322-nucleotide messenger RNA. It is a transcript of the gene cica, whose product is annotated as capicua transcriptional repressor a. The coding region runs from base 392 to 7843 and encodes 2483 amino acids. The record is from RefSeq and is a predicted model, not a curated record. The transcript is spliced from 21 exons. NCBI's taxonomy places the organism in Eukaryota, Metazoa, Chordata, Actinopteri, Cypriniformes, Xenocyprididae. Gene Ontology annotation, cellular component: nucleus. Gene Ontology annotation, biological process: regulation of transcription by RNA polymerase II. Gene Ontology annotation, molecular function: DNA-binding transcription factor activity, RNA polymerase II-specific; RNA polymerase II transcription regulatory region sequence-specific DNA binding.
UUUGUGAACGCUGAUUGGCUGAUGGCGCUGGUUGUCAAGGCUUAGUGCUUCAUUCACCAUUUUGCGACUGUAGAGUACCCUAGAACCUCAACGGCUGGACUUUUUUCUCAUUUGCGGAAGAAAAACAUUCUUUGCAAACCCCUUCUCGGGGAUUCCAUGGUUUUAAAGGCUUGGUUUUCGCAUCGACACCAUUUCAACGGCACUGUAAACAUUCACGGGGGUUUAAUUAAAGAAGGAAAGGAUAGUGCAAACAGGAAGAGGCUUGUACAAGAACAGAAGAAAAAGACAGAGAAGGGGCGGGAUGCAAGAAGGAAACAGAGUGGAAGAUAUCGAUAGGCUGGGACUUGCAGGAAAUCAGGAGGAUUAGAGACUAUCUUAGAGCAAGAAAAAGAUGAAGCCCAUUAAAAAGCAAGACAGGCGGUCGCCUCCCUCCACUCGUGCCAAGGGAGUUAAGAGGAGGAUGGUGGAUAGUAGCCCACAGGAAGAGAAGAGAGAAACAGAGGAAAUACCCCAAAUUUCACCUACCUCUCCCAAGAGACAUAUCUCCUCAAAUUCUGACUCAUCACAGGAAGGGCCUCUGAGAAGAAAUGGGUCUCCAGAAAAGGAGGGGAUCCACAGUGAUGGGGUCCUCAGUAUAGUGGUGGAUUUCGGUAAGACGGAUGAACCCCCCGGGAGCUCCAAGUCUGGCGGAACACAGAGUGACAGUAACAGUAGCACGACCAGCGCCAGCAAUAGCCCCAACCCUUCGUCUAGUCGUAAGACGGCCACUUUUAAGGCCCGUGUACCCAAGAAGAAGUACACCUCUGAGCACUAUGCCGGAAACCAUGGCAAUGCCAGCACUCCCAGCACACCCCCACAGAGCAGCAGCAGCAGCUCUUACAAUAUUACUGGUGCUAACCAGGUCCCAGCUGCCUCUGCUGCACACACAGACCCACACAGUCAAACCCAGCAGGCUGUAGACAGCAUCGCUGAGUAUGGACACAACAAUGUAAUGGGGCCCACAGGUAGAACUGCAGGUGAGUGCGGAGAGAAGGAUGGGACAAGCGUAUCCAGCCCACAGCGUUGCUCCUCAACCGAUACGGCUAGCGAACACUCGGCUGACCUAGAAGUGACAACUUCAGGACGUGAUUCUCACUCCAACUCCCAAAAGCCACAAGCACAUAGCACUUCAACACCCUCACAAGAGAGCCUGUCAUCUGGGUUAGCUGGAGUUCUCGCCAAAGGUCUUAAGAAUCAGAGAGUUCUGGCCCGACAGGGUCCCAGAUUAGGGGAAGGCUGGCCUCACGAUCGGGGUCGGGAAAUGUCAGGAGUGUUUCGCGCUGGCGUCGUACGGAGAGUUAGUGAGUCGCAUGGGAGUGUGGAGGUGCAGCUAAAUGGAGAAAAGACCAUAUGCAAGUACCCUUUUCGAGUGACUACUGAUUCUGUUGACCUCAUUCUAGAUGCGUCACCUCCUGGUGGUGCCCCGGUGGCUAUAGGCACACAAGUCUGCGUCCCCUUUAGAGGAGGUGAUGAGGGCAGCGAGGGAGCGCAACAGUGGUACAGAGAAGGUGUAAUCACUCAAGUAGAUCAACAUCCAGCUGUAUCUUUCCCAUACCGUGUCCAGCUACGGGAGGAUCUGUCUGAUGAGAGAAAGGAUAUGAGACAUGGAGAGGAUGACGGAAGGGCCAUCAGUGCUCAGGCCAUUUGGGUAUCACGACAAAAUCUUCGCCUCCUGGUUCCUCCUUGGGACCUAGAGCCACCUCAGCCAGCAGAGCCAGGGAUUGAUGGUAGGAGGGUAAGAGAACGAGAGUGGGAGGAAAGAGAGGACAUGGAGGUGUUUCGACUGACAGCGUUUAAAGUUCAGAGUUUGUUGCACCCUGUGACUGUACCUUUCACCUCAUCCCAUUCUUCGUCUUCUGCCAUUAACACUGCCAUCACGUCUGUACUCAGUGUAGCCCCAAACAGAGACUAUGAUCAUCACAGAGAGAAGGAUCAGGAAAGAGACCUGCAUAGGCACUUAGAGAGAGAAAGGGAACAAGAUCGAGAAAGGGAGAGGCACAAGCAUCAUCCUCUUCAUCCAUCCACCCCAGAGGAGGACAUGGAGGUCAGCCGUCUCAGUCAGCUAAGGGAUGGCGGCAUCACUGCAGCCAUGAGUAGCAAAGCUCUUGGGGUUUCUUCUCAGCAUCGGCACAUUCUUUCUAAACCAAACUACCUCAGCCCUGGGAGAGGACUUAGCACCCCAAUUGCACCCCAUCUGCCUCUUGCUCCUCACCCAAAUCACCCCACUAUGCUCCUGGGCUUAGAUUCAGCUACAGGUGCUGCAGUCAUCUCCUCUACGCCCCAGCUUCCUCCCUUGCCCCCUAACUCUUCUCGAGGCUCCCUGGACAAGACCCCCAGCUCCAACUCACAUGGUGCAUCAGGGGGUGGCUCUGGAUCCUCGUCCUCUUCGUCACGUUCCCGCACACCCCUCACAGCUGCUCAACAGAAGUACAAGAAGGGCGAUGUAGUAUGCACCCCUACAGGCAUCCGCAAGAAGUUCAACGGCAAGCAGUGGCGCAGACUGUGUUCACGUGAAGGCUGUUCAAAGGAGUCACAGCGCCGCGGCUACUGCUCACGGCAUCUCUCCAUGCGCACAAAGGAGAUGGAAGCCGGAGGCGGGGUGGGCAGAGAAAGAAGUGGCGCCAGUAGCACGGGCACUCUCACACCUGACCUUCGUUUAGGUGGACGCACCAGCAGCGAGUAUGACUGGGACGACAACUCACGAGACAGCAGUGAAGCAAGCAGUCGUGGCGGGGACUCUCGACCACGUCUGGUGAUGACCUCUCUCAUACCGCAAGAACUGCCACGUGAACUGUCCCGCUUUGACUUUGAUGAGUGCGAGGCUGCAAAUAUGCUGGUCUCACUUGGCAGCUCUCGCUCAUGCACACCCUCAUGCACACCCUCAUACUCACCAGUGUCCAAUCAGUCACCAUUCUCCCCUGCGCCUUCCCCCUCACCCACACUAUUUGGCUUCCGCCCAGCUAAUUUCAGCCCCAUCACAGCACCUUCACCUCUGACCCCUCGCCGCCCUCGCCACCUCAGUGGCACAAAAAUCCCGGGCACCCCAAGCACAGAACGUGAGCGCCACAUCUCUGGCAUUGUGCCCACUUUUCAGACCAAUCUGACGUUUACUGUGCCCAUGAGCCCUAGUAAACGUAAGCUGGAUGCCCCACCACCACCGUUGCCCAUUGCAUCAGACUAUACGAAAUCUGAUCCACAACUCCAUGACCCUAGCCUCAGCCUCAGCGCAGCAGCAUUCAGGGUUCUCUCGCCCCAAAGCCAGCCUACAACCCCCUCUUCUCUCUCAUUCCCUCGACAGAGGAGUGUCACAAGUCGACCCUCAUCCUCUGCUGCCUCCACUCCACCCCCUAUGCUGGUUUCUCCCACACCACCCUCACCCCUGCCUCAAGAUCCCAGCUCACGUCGUAUCGUUCCCCUACGCGAUUCGCCUGUCAUUGUUCGUAACCCAGAUGUGCCAUUGGCAAAAUUCAGUGAUAGUCCCCUGAGCCGUAGAGCAAGCUCACGCUCAAGGGAGCACAGCCAGCCUCCUCACCAUGCUGCGGGUCUCCAGGCCCCUGUUCCCAUUAAUGGCGCUGCCACCAACGGAGCUGUUCUCCUCCGCAAUCCUGCUUCCACCUUAGUCCUGGUGACCUCCUCUCAGUCAUUGACUCCUGUGGCUCCUGGACAUCCUGCCCAUUCAAACUCUUCCACUUUAAAUGUGUCCACCUCUAAUGCAACCACUGGACCUGUCCUUGCGAUAUCUGGCUCAGGAAGUAAAGAGCAAGAGAGGAAGUCAGGUGGCCAUGCAGAUGCAGGUGGUGCUCUCCCACAGCCUGUGGCUUGCCAUCCUUCACCCACCGCCCUGUUGCCCCUCAUCCUGCCAGCCGAGUCCCCUCACCCUGCUCCUCGCAAAGAUAUCAUCAUGGGACGACCUGGCACUGACUUGGAAGUAAAUGCCCACUGCUAUGAUUGGGUAACAGUUUUGCAUAUUAAAAUAAUUUGGACCAACGUGGAGCCCCGCUCUGUGCCAGUGUUUGCGUGGCAUUCAUUGGUUCCUUUUCUGGAGACCAGCCAAACAAAAAUGUCCACGCAGCCUGCAGAUGGCCAAACACUUGUAAAUCAGAGCAAAGAACCUCGGUGUGGAGUUGCCCUUGUUACUGAAGGACUUGUUGAUCAUCCAACACCAGAGAGAGGUUCUCCAUCUUGCCCCCCUCCUUCUGCUGAAGACCCACCUGUGGAGAGAGAAGGAGGCGACAGUGAGACCGAGAGUGAUGCUGACGACCUGUUUUUUCCAGGUGUAGCUCAAGACCCUGCUCCAUCCACCAGCCCAGCAAAAAGGCGUACACAAUCUCUCAGUGCACUCCCAAAAGACGGUGACAAGAAGAGGGAGAAGGACCACAUCAGACGGCCAAUGAACGCUUUUAUGAUCUUUAGUAAGAGGCACCGUGCACUGGUCCAUCAGCGGCACCCCAACCAAGACAACCGCACUGUCAGUAAAAUCCUGGGCGAGUGGUGGUACGCGUUGGGACCCAAAGAGAAGCAGAAGUAUCAUGAUCUUGCCUUCCAGGUGAAGGAGGCUCAUUUCCGGGCUCACCCUGAUUGGAAAUGGUGUAACAAGGACAGAAGGAAGUCCCUGUCUGAGGGCAGGGGAACUCCAGGGGCCAAAGAAGCUCGCGAGCGCAGCGUGUCUGAAAGCACAGAGGCCCAUUCCACCUCUCAGGGGGCAGACCACAAAGGAGCAGGGCCCAGCUGGACUUCCCCUCGAUCUGACAGUCAUGGAGGAUCAGUGGGUGGACAGCUUCAACGACCUCGCGCAUUUUCCCAGAGCGCUGUGCAUACUCUGGACAGGAUGGAGCAGGAGAGAGAGCUGGACAGUGCGGGUCUGUUUCAGCCACGCCCCCCUGCUCACCCUCAGCGCCAGAGUGAGGAUGUGACCAGUGAUGAAGAGCAUAUGGUGAUCUGUGAAGAGGGGGAUGAUGAUGUCAUAGAAGACUCGUUUGCAGACGGCUCCAUUGACCUGAAGUGUAAAGAGAGAGUGACAGACAGUGAUGAUGAAAACGACCAUGCAGAUGAGGCUGACAGCAAGCGCGCCUUCCAUUCCUCUUUGCCGUUCUCUCUGGCUGGCACAACUGGCAACAAAGAUGGAGAAGGGCAUGAAGAUAACCUGGAGAAGAAGAAAAAGAGAGGGAUGGGUGGUGCAGAGAUGAAUAAUGAGGGGCCCAAAGAAGGGAAAGGAGGUGGCGGAGGAGGGCAUGUUCCGUUCCAUGUUAAUUCAGCCUCCGUUACUAAUAUAAAUACCACUUUGCCGCAUGAUGUGGGGAUGUACUAUUCACAAGGCACUGUCAGGAUGGCCCCCACCAUAGUGACCAAUGUUGUUCGACCCAUCACUAGCACCCCUAUCCCCAUCGCCAGCAAGCCAGUUGAUGGGGGUGUGGCUGUUGGGACCCUACCUCCAGACGGGAAGCCCAAGCUACUGAUAGGUGCCGGUGGAGCAGGAGGAGGUGGGUACUUUUCCUCCUCUUCUCCCAAACCUAAUGGGCAAGGAAGCUUAGUUACUGGCCUAGUCUUGGGAGGAGCCUUCCCAAACCAACCCACCGUUCAGCUCAUCACCCCACCCCAUCCUACUCCAUGCAAUGGAGCCCCUAAUAACAGUGCAGUACCUCUUCCCCUACUUCAUCACCAGUUCCUCCCUUCUGCCUCUAUUACGCCCCCUAGUGGUGGGAAACCUGUAACACAGGUGCAGUACAUCCUUCCAACUCUACCUGCAACUGCCAAUCCCAACAGUCCCAACUCCCAGCAGACCUCCAGCAUCCUUGCCUUGCCCAGUGCCGCUCCUACCCAUGUGACCCUGGCCAAUGGUGUACAUUCAGGGGCGGGGCAAGGAAUAAGAUAUGCUUCAGUCCCAGCAGUGGGAGGAGUCAGCCCAGGAGGUGGAGUUCAAGCGCAGUCCCCAGUCUUGCAGAGCAAGAUGCUUGUUCCCAUGGCAACUGUCGGAACAGGAUCUACACCUCCGCAGCCAAUUUCCCUGGUGGGCCCACCCCUUCCUGUUCAAAAUGGGGCUCAACCAGGAAGUAAGAUCAUUCAAAUUGCACCAAUGCCUGUGGUCCAAACAAAUGUGCAUCCUGGUGGAUCAGUGCAUACUGGCAGCUCAUUUCCUGUCUCUAUGCCAACCGCGACUGUCAUGGCCCCUGGGUCCACCCCUCCUCAGACGGUGCUCUUGACGCCACCACCUACAAGGAUCACAUAUGUCCAGUCCACUCCUGGAGUUGCGGCUCCUUUGCCAUUGGGUUCUACACCUGCAGUAUCUUCCACCCAGCAGGCCUCAUCACCUGGGGGUCCAUCUUUUUUGCAGUCUCCAGUGGCGACCCUUGGCUUUACUGCAAUUGCCCCAGCUGGUCAGGCCUUGGUUCAGCCUAUUGUUGCAAGUCAGCCACCCCUCCUGGCUCCAUGCCCACCCUCAAGUGGAUUGUCACAACCUGCACAAGCCUCGACAGCCACCCGUCAGCUUGUGACUGCCAUUUACCCCAGCGUCAGCUUAGCUGGAGGAGUUGUGUCAGUGACAGCCGUGCCACAAAGCACAUCAAGUUCCACAUCAAUUCCGACAUCAUCCUCAACGCCUCAAGCAAAGACCUCCUCUGCAGUGGCUGCGCAACCACACACACAGACAGAUGCGCAGCUGCAGUCUCAGGUAAACAUGCAAAUGGAAAAUGAGAGAGGACCAGAAUCUAGGAAGGAGAUGGAGAAACAGAGAGACCUGGUGUUAAAGGAUGGACAUCAGACGCCACCUAGUGGUUUGGAGGAGUCGGUGCAACCCAGCUGUACAUCACACACACAAAAAGGUCAGCAUUGCGAAGGGAAGGAAGAUGGAAAGAAAGGGAGCAAAAUGGAACGAGAGUACAUGAGAGAUGUAGGAGGGGGACCGUCUCAAACAGAGAGAAUUGAAACAGCAAGAGCGACAGAACAGAUGGAGACAGAGACUCAAGCUGAGACCAACAGCAAAGAUGAACAGAGUCGAGAAUCAGGGCGCAGGGAAUCUUCUGUUUUGGACCCCCCACCACCCCCUUUGCAGACUGACACUCCUUCAGCUAAAAAGACCAAGUUCCGCCCACCUCCACUGAAAAGCACUCCUGAUGCUGGAGACAAGGCACUGUUUGGCUCCUCUUUUGAAGAGCGUCUUAAAGAGCUGCCGGAGUUCAAGCCUGAAGAGGUGCUGCCCUCUCCCAAUCUACAGAGUCUAGCAACUUCCCCUAGAGCCAUACUGGGCAGCUACCGCAAGAAGAGGAGGAACUCUACAGAUCUAGACUCCGCCGACGACCCCAGUUCACCAAGGAGGAAGAGUCGUCGCCUGUCCAGCUGCAGCUCAGAACCCAACACGCCCAAGAGUGCUGCCAAGUGCGAAGGGGACAUCUUCACCUUCGACAGGGCUGUUGGAGAGACAGAGCAUAUUUUGGAGGAGUUGGACCGCGUGCCGCCAUCCUCUUUGCGUCGGAUGCUGGACCAGCGGCGUGCACUCGUCAUGCAGCUCUUCCAGGAGCACGGCUUCUUCCCCUCAGCGCAAGCCACAGCUGCCUUCCAAGCUCGCUACUCUGACACGUUUCCCAACAAGUUGUGCCUGCAGCUGAAGAUUCGCGAGGUAAGGCAGAAGAUCAUGCAGACCGCCGGCAGUUCUGAAAUUGUGGGAGGCGUGGCUCUUGGAGGCUCUGACUCCGCCUCCACUUCUGGACCAUCCAAUCCUGCGCCCAGGGAGAAUUCCGAGCCAGAUGAGCGGGGCAGGGCCACGGAAGAGCCAAAGAAAGGCGCGGACGAUCCGCAGGAAUCGAGAUGAAGAACGACCGAGGAGACGAGCAGAACGGAAGGAUGAAAAACGAAUGUAGGGAAGGAUUCUAGAAAUGUGUAAAACCAUUUCCGCUGACAGUACAGCACUUAUGUGGAUUUUGCUUCAUUUCUUAUCGAACUGAUUUCGUUGCCAUUGCGUUCACUUCGUUGAUGUUCUGUUGUUAUGCACAGUUACACACACGCACACGUUCACACACGUUAUGCAAUUACAUAACAAUAUCACUUUCUCACAUUAAUGACUUGCACAAGGAACUAUUACAUAGAGCGCAUGAGGUCGCACUCAUUUGCAUAUGCCACUCGUGUCAGGCAGCCAUUGGUCCACCUCUGCAUUAGGGCGGGCGUCACUUUCUGUCCGAAUUUUAGAGCCCUUCAAUGCUGCACCACAGGCAGCACCAAACCAGCCUGUCUGCACAUGCUCAGUAAAGCCCCCGCAUGGGGCUAGCACAGAUUUUUAUCGAAUGGACUGAAUGUUUUAGAAGAGAAAUUAGACUGUUUGAGGUACCGGUAACUUUCAAUUCAAAACAGGGAUGGGGUGGGGGGGCGGGUUGUGGGGGACAAAUGCGCUUGCACUUUCAUUUUUAGAGACCGAGAGACCGAGGAAAGCAAUAGCCUGGGAGGAGAAGGGUCUUCGUGCAAAUGUUACACCCCCUUGGCGGGGUACAUGCAUCGGCUGUUACUGUUCUUCAGCACGGGCUGUAAAUUCACGACAGGUUUUUUUUGUCCCAGAAGCAACAAACUCAAGACUCGUAAUCACGUAGACCAGCGGAGCAGAAAACAGAGGCUACGGCGACCGCCACAAUCGCAUAACAACAACAACAACAACAACAACAACAACAACACAGCACACUCAAAGCCAGAGAGGAAAACAUUGUCCUAACCUCGGAAGAAUCAUACAAAAGAAGACGAAAACGAAUAGAGACACUACCCCUCUUUGAAUCAACGUGUAGAUAUGCUUUGUCGUUUUGUUGUUGUGUCGUAACGGUGGAACUGACUGAUAUCUUUUUUUGUAUUAGCUUGCGCCUCUCUUCUUCUUACUCUAGUAAUAUUUUCAGCAUGGACUAAUCCAGCUAUCUAAGUGUUGGAGCAAUUGCGUCGAAAACAAAAAAAAGACUGUGUUUUAGCCUCUUAGCUGAAGCUCCUCUUCUCUGGCCGCUGACUUAGGCUUUUCCCCGUACACUGUAUAUAUAUAUAUAUAUAUAUAUAUAUAUAACCGUGAUGGCUGGGGAGGGGGGCAGAGGGUGGGCACGAGGCUCUCUCUGUGUUCUUUUCCUCGUUUCUUUCUUUUUUAUAUUUCAAUCAGGUGUUUGCACAAUAUAUGGUCCUAGACCAUGGUUUAAAUCAGGAAAGUAUUUGUUUUUAGAUAUUUAAAAACUAACCAACGACUUUGUUCCAUUACGUUCGAUUCUCCCUUUCCGCAUCCCGUAAGGAAAGCCCUUAUUUUUUCAUCUCCUUAAGACUUUUAACUGAAGUGUUGAUGGAAAGCGCCACUUUAAGCACUGGUCUGGAGUCAGAGCAAGCUUUGUAGUCUGCGACGACUUCGAUUCAGGAUUACGCAAGGGAAAGCUGACCCGAGACCAGCGCUGGGGCGGCAUUUCUCAGGAUCUCCUCUUUCUUACUCUGCCUCUUCUUUCAUUGGUGCAAUAGGACGUGGGUGGGAAUUUUUUUGAAGUAGACGAGUGACCUGUUAGUGCCAUAGAUUUUCACUGUACAAGCUGUAAUAAAAUGAUAUAUAUGUCAAAAAGAGAGUGGGAAAAAAUGUCAGAAUUCAGAAGCGAGUAUCAAGAGAGAAAUCCAAACUGAACAAACUAAAAUCUGAAGAAAAAAAAAAAAGAAAAAUGAAAAAAAAAAAAAAGUAACCUAGCACUUUCUUGCGUCUGGUUUUGCUGAAAGAGAAGGAGUGAUGAGUAUAAAAAUGCUACUCAGUCUUCACUUGAAUGUGUGACAAUAUAAAUGUAUAAAUAUACCUAUAUAUUUCUAUAUGUCCCAUGAUAUACAGAUGUCUGUGUGUGUGCGAGCGUAUGUGCAUAUACAUUACAUGCACCUUGACAAAUCAAACUUGCUCCCAAGCAAAUGCUAUUUUCCCUGCCAGAAAAGCAGUGGCACUACAUCAAAAGACUGUUAGCAUAUGCUGGCUACUGACGUGCCUGAGGAGAAUUUGGCAUAUGUAACCAUUCAACUCGAUUCUUAACUUGACUUAUCUGCCCUUUCUUUCCCUCCCCCAGCAACAGACAAAUGCUUGCACACACACACACACACACACACACACACACACACACACACACACACACACACACAUACCUGCACAUGUAUGCGUGUACACCUUAUGAUUGUGUAUCCAAUAAACUGUCUUUACUUGGAGAAGGAGUUUUAGAAUGAGAAAGGUGAGUGUUAACUCAUCAACAGGCAUGUUGACCAUGUGCAAUAUUUCUAAACAAGAGAUUAUUGAAAAAAUUAAAGACCUAACACAA